AUGGUUCGACCUCCUCUCGCCGAAAACCGAACGAUGAAAAUUGUGAAUGCUGCAAAUGAAGGCGGCUAUGCAGUUGCGGGGUUCUGUUGCUACAACCUCGAAGCUGUGGUGGCAUCCGUCAGAGCAGCAGAGGCGACCUCUUCGCCCGCAGUCGUGCAGCUCUUUCCGUGGGCAAUGGAGUACGCAGGUAGUGCCCUUGUCAAAGCCGCAGCAGAACUCUGCCACAGUGCCUCAGUCCCCGUAUCACUGCAUCUCGAUCACUGUCAGACACCAGAGCUGGUUCGCCGUGCUGCGGACAUCCCCGACGGCUUUGACAGUAUCAUGGUCGACAUGAGCCACUACGAGAAGGAAGAGAACCUGGCUCUUACUCGAGAGCUGGUUGAUUACUGCCACCAACGCGGUAUCGCGACGGAGGCAGAGCCUGGGCGAAUCGAGGGCGGCGAAGACGGUGUGGCUGAGACGAUAGAUCUUGAAGGUGUUCUCACUACACCAGAGCAAGCUGAAGAGUUUGUUGCGACUGGGAUUGAGAUGCUGGCACCCGCUUUCGGCAACGUUCAUGGCGAAUAUGGUCCGCGAGGGAUCAAGCUGGAGUAUGACCGGCUCGAAAAUACCAACAAGGCUGUCGGAGAUCGGGUUAGGCUCAUCCUUCACGGGGCGGAUCCAUUUACGGAGGAGAUUUACAAUCGCUGCAUCAAAGCUGGAGUGACAAAGAUCAACAUCAACAAGGGAAUCAAUAAUCACUAUGUUCCGACACAAGAAACAGCAAGAGGUCGCCCGAUUACGGCGACGAUUGAAGCUGGUACAAAGGAAAUGCAGAAGGCGUGCGAAACUUACAUGCAUUGGUUUGGCUCGGCAGGAAAAGCAUGA
This is a messenger RNA of Colletotrichum abscissum, 867 nucleotides long. RefSeq names its product fructose-bisphosphate aldolase. The record is from RefSeq and is a predicted model, not a curated record. Bases 1 to 867 code for a protein of 288 amino acids. Gene Ontology annotation, biological process: carbohydrate metabolic process. Lineage: Eukaryota; Fungi; Ascomycota; Sordariomycetes; Glomerellales; Glomerellaceae. Gene Ontology annotation, molecular function: aldehyde-lyase activity; zinc ion binding. The transcript has a single exon.